This is a messenger RNA of Mus musculus (house mouse), 1405 nucleotides long. It is a transcript of the gene H2-M10.4, whose product is annotated as histocompatibility 2, M region locus 10.4. Gene Ontology annotation, biological process: signal transduction. Gene Ontology annotation, cellular component: phagocytic vesicle membrane; lumenal side of endoplasmic reticulum membrane; membrane. NCBI's taxonomy places the organism in Eukaryota, Metazoa, Chordata, Mammalia, Rodentia, Muridae. The transcript has 6 exons. The record is from RefSeq and is marked validated. The coding region runs from base 1 to 996 and encodes 331 amino acids.
AUGAGGAACCCUGGACACUUUGCCAUCCUUUGCCUCCUAUUGGUGACCAUAGACCGGCCCCAGUAUUGUGAAGGCUCACACUGGCUGAAGACUUUCAGGAUUGUAAUAAUGGAGCCUGGCAUAUUGGAGCCCCGGUUCAUCCAGGUCAGCUAUGUAGACUCCAUACAGUAUCAGGGAUUCGACAGCAGAUCAGAGACUGCGGGGAUGCAACCUCGGGCUGCUUGGAUGAAGCAGGAGCCACCUGAAUAUUGGAAGAAUGAGACAGAACAUGCCAUGGGCGCGUCACUGUUAGCAAGACGAACUCUUAUAUACAUGGUGACUGAAAAUAAUAACAAGAAGAAUGACUAUCACACCCUGCAGGAAGUGUUUGGCUGCAAUGUGGCACAUGAUGGGAGCUUCCUUGGUGGUCACUACGGGCUCACCUACUAUGGCUAUGAUUACAUCAUCCUGAAUGAGGACCUGAACUCUUGGACUACAGAGGGAAAAGUAGGUGGAAAAUUUAAUCCAGACCGGACGCAAGGAAGCGUGACAGAAGGUUGGAGGACUUACCUGAAAGGGGAGUGCACAGAAAGGUUUCUUAGAUGCCUGGACCUUGGAAAGGAGACCUUGCUGCGCUCCGAUGCCCCCCGAACACAUGUGACCCACAAAGUAACACCUGAAGGGAAUGUCACCCUGAGGUGCUGGGCUCUGGGUUUCUACCCAGCUGACAUCACCCUGACCUGGAAGAGAGAUGGGAAAAACCACACCCAGGACAUGGAGCUGCCAGACACCAGGCCUGCAGGGGAUGGAACCUUCCAGAAGUGGGCAGCUGUGGUGGUUCCUUUUGGAGAAGAGCUGAGAUACACAUGUCAUGUGCACCAUGAAGGGUUACCUGGGCCACUCACUCUGAAAUGGGGGCCUCCACAAACCAUCCCCAUCAUAGCAAUUCUCAUCGGCCUGGUUCUUGUAGCUUUGGUGGUGGGAACUGUGGUGAUUUUUCUGGUGUGGAGGAAAUAAAGGUCUCUGUUUCCUGUAAGUACAACAUGAGAAAGUGAGUUCAGCCCAGACCUGAGCAUGACUCCCCUCCACACUGACCUGUGUCUUCUCCAGUCAUCUCACCUGCUCCAGGAGAGGCAGGCCUGGGAGACCUCCAUGAGAAAUUGACUUUUAGUUUCCAGUGAGUUGUAAAUUUAUUCUUCCUCCUUCAACAUUAGGAUUUUGUUCAAUUAUUGUGAAUUCUAGUCAUGGUUUAUUUAAUGAGUAAACCAAAUCAAAGCAAGAUUAAUAAAAUAGUAACUCUGUCUUGAGAAGUUGAAAUCCAUUAUUUUGGUCUUCUCUGUCUUUUUCUAGGUGCCUUUCUUUCCAUUCAACCUUAUACCUAAAUCUCUUAAUUUCUCUUCCUAAUAAACUUGGAUUUUGAUUCAUA